Messenger RNA from Fundulus heteroclitus (mummichog), 3255 nucleotides. Its product is annotated as H-2 class I histocompatibility antigen, K-D alpha chain. Gene Ontology annotation, biological process: immune response. The transcript has 11 exons. The record is from RefSeq and is a predicted model, not a curated record. NCBI's taxonomy places the organism in Eukaryota, Metazoa, Chordata, Actinopteri, Cyprinodontiformes, Fundulidae. Gene Ontology annotation, cellular component: external side of plasma membrane. The coding region runs from base 119 to 2044 and encodes 641 amino acids.
AGCACAUCUGCCAUUUUGUGCGAAGAAGUAAAGUAAUCUACGGUUGGUACCGUCGCCAUUUUUUUCCAUGGAUUUAAACUAAAUCAUAAUCUGUGGCGUCGACGAUCUGGCUGUUUAAAUGGUCGUUUUGGUCUUCCUGAUUCUUCUUAAUCUACGGACCGUAGUGGCAGGGACCCACUCUCUGAAGUAUUUCUACACUGCAUCUUCUGGAAUAGCAAACUUCCCUUCAUACGUGUCUGUUGGGUUGGUGGAUGAUGUUCAGAUAAGUUACUGUGACAGCGACAUCAACAGAAAUAUUCCUAAACAAGAGUGGAUGAAAAAGGUGGAGUCAGACCAUCCACGUUACUGGAGGGAGGAAACUCAGACAUGUUUGGACAAACAGAAAACCUUCAGAGAAAACCUAGAUGUUGCAAAACAUCGCUUCAACCAGACUGAAGGAGCGCACAUCUUUCAGCAGAUGAUUGGCUGUGAGUGGGAGGAUGAGACUGGAGACGUUAGCGGCUACGAUCAGUUUGGUUACGAUGGAGAAGAUUUCAUCAUACUGGACCUGAGGACACAAACAUGGAUCGCUCCAAAACAGCAGGCGGUCAUCACCAAAAACAAAUGGAAUAAUGACAGAUAUGCUGCAGAAUAUGAGAAGUCAUACUUAACUCAGAUAUGUGUUGAGUGGCUGAAGAAGUAUGUGAACUAUGGGAGGAGCUCACUGCUGAGAACAGAUCUUCCAUCAGUCUCCUUCCUCCAGAAGAAUUCCCGUUCUCCAGUCAGCUGCCACGCUACAGGUUUCUACCCCAACAGAGCACAGAUGUUCUGGAGGAAAGAUGGAAAGGAGGUUCAUGGUGGUGUGGUCAAAGGAGAGAUCCUCCCUAACAAUGAUGGGACCUUCCAGAUGAGCGUUGACAUUGAUCUGUCAUCUGUUGCACCUGGAGACUGGAACAAGUAUGAAUGUGUGUUUCAGCUCUCUGGGGUCAAUGAUAUCAACAGACUGGGGAAAUCAAAAAUCCGGAGCAAUGAAUUGAUCCUUCCAGUGACCCUCUCUCUGAAGUAUUUCUACACUGCAUCUUCUGGAAUAGCAAACUUUCCUUCAUACGUGUCUGUUGGGUUGGUGGAUGAUGUUCACAUAAGUUACUGUGACAGCAACAUCAAGAAAAAUACUCCUAAACAGGAAUGGAUGAAUGAGGUAAAGUCAGAACAUCCAAGUUACUGGAAGGAGGAAACUCAGACAUGUUUGGACAAAAAGGAAACCUUCAGAGAAAACCUAGAGAUUGCAAAACAGCGCUUCAACCAGACAGGAGGAGCGCACAUCUUUCAGCAGAUGAUUGGCUGUGAGUGGAAUGGUGAGACUGGAGAGGUCAGAGGUCAUGAUCGGUUUGGUUACGAUGGAGAAGACCUCAUCGUACUUGACCCAACGACACAAACAUGGAUCGCUCCAAAACAGCAAGCUGUCAUCACCAUAAACAAGUGGAAUCAAAACAGAUAUGCUGCAGAAUAUGAGAAGUCGUACUUAACUGAGAUAUGUGUUGAGUGGCUGAAGACGUAUUUGAACUAUGGGAGGAGCUCACUGCUGAGAACAGAUCUUCCAUCAGUGUCCUUCCUCCAGAAGUCUUCCUCGUCUCCAGUCAGCUGCCACGCUACAGGUUUCUACCCCAACAGAGCAGAGAUGUUCUGGAGGAAAGAUGGAGAGGAGGUUCAUGGUGGUGUGGUCAAAGGAGAGAUCCUCCCUAACAAUGAUGGGACCUUCCAGAUGAGCGUUGACAUCGAUCUGUCAUCUGUUGUAACAAGAGACUGGAACAAGUAUGAAUGUGUGUUUCAGCUCUCUGGGGUCAAUGAAGAAAUCGUCCAUAGACUGGAGAGAACAAGAAUUAGGAGCAAUGAAUACUCACCGUUGAACAUGAUGAUCAUCGUUGUUGUUGAUGCUCUGGUUGUUCUUGGCCUUAUUGGUGUGAUUGGAUUCAUCCUUUACAAGAAGAACAACGCCAAGCGUCCACCUUUUCCUGUGGAGAACUCUAGACCCCCAGAGGAAACUACGUUUCUUCCUGAAGCCUGAAAAAACAGGAACAGACGAACACAACAAUCGUUCUUCUAUUGAUCCAAUGGAUUUUUGAUGAUGGAAGAUACACAUUGAGAUAAAGUCAUUCAAAUCACCCGUCUAGGCUACGCCAAGCUUUGUUCCAAAGCUCAGCCACUGCUGUGAGUCGUCCACCAUUGAUGGAGAGAUGCUCAGGAUGGGCAUCGGCCCAAAGUUGAUGCUGCGUCAGAGUUGAAAUCAGGGAGAAGGUUCCAGAUUGAAGCUAACCUGGACAGAAGACGUCUGACGCUUUGCUGGUUAACAAUGCAGAACUAAAUCAGACAUGAUGACUUGAACGGACCCUGAGUUUGACAUGUUCACAAAAUAAUUGGUUUUCCUAAAGACUUAUACUCAUCCUGGAAAACAACCUGAACUGGUUUCUGGUUCUCACACAAGAAUCCUACAGAAAAGAGCAAGCAAAACGCUAAGAGGAUCUAAAAGACAGAUAAAGAUGUUUUAAAAGUUUAUCAAUCCUGGAAACAAGGAGGAAUGAAAAGGAUUUUAUGAGAAAGGAGGUCUAGAUAGGGCGUGCUUGUGGCGCAGCAGGUAGCACAGACUCAUAUAUGGAGGCUUUAGUCCUCGACGUGGUUGACCCGGGUUCAAAUCCGACCCGUGGACCUUUGCCGCAUGUCUCUCCCUCUCUUCCACGCUCUUCAAAAACAAAAAAAGUUGAACAUUCAGCCGCUUUAGUCAAACUCUUUAAAAACUCCAGAUAUUUAGAAAAUAGAUGCCUGUACUUCCUGGUGUGUAAACAUCAAAAGGCAGUAUUUUCAGAAAAAUAUAAUCCAGAAGCUGAAAGGGAAAAGAUGUGACUGAUCUUAAACAACUUGACCGUUCUGGUAACUACUAGUGAAAGUGUUCUUUUGUUUAUAUUUAUAUACAAUAUUUUUUAUCUUGUAAAGCCUGUUUGUUCAUGUAAAUAAACUGUGUUUUUGUUAGUGUGUUUUAAUUUAAUAUUGUGUUAUUAUUGAUCUAUAAUGAUAGAAGAUAUACAUUGUAUAUAUAUACAGAAAAUAAAAUCCCCUGUUGAGGCUAUGCUAAACUUAGCAUGUGAGCCCCCCCUAAAGUUUAGCCUUUAAGUUGGGGGGGGGGGGGGAUUAUAUUCUCGACAUAAAGCGCAAAGGGGCUCUUAAAAAUUUGUAUUUAGCAAAAGAAGACGCCAGUUUCAACAGUUUUACGGCUGGUUUAAU